Messenger RNA from Caenorhabditis sp. 36 PRJEB53466, 410 nucleotides. NCBI's taxonomy places the organism in Eukaryota, Metazoa, Nematoda, Chromadorea, Rhabditida, Rhabditidae. The record is from the annotation of a GenBank genome assembly.
AUGGUCAGCACGCGCAGUAAAGCCGCCCAGAGUGAGUUUCAACUCUCAUUUUUAGGAUUUCAAUUGAAUUGUCUUGCAGAAACUGAUUCGACCGAUAACAAUUCAGUGCAAAGGAGUUUCACCGGCCGUUCGACCGAAUAUUGUCAGUUCUUUUCUCUUUCAUAAAAGUUCAAUCAAUAUCGAUUUCAGCGGCUGCAUCACGUGACACUGUCGAGCCGAAGACCAAAGGACAGUCGGUGUCCAAGAAGACGGCUCCGAAAGCGAUGAAAGUGGAGAAAGUGGCCGUCAAACGGAACGUCGGAAGGGCCAAGAAGGAUCAGGAUCAGGAGCCCUCCGAAGAUCCGGCCGUCAGGGAGGCGAAGAUCAACGAAGUGCGCAAAAUGCUCCACAAUUCGGUUCUGAACAGAUGA